Messenger RNA from Drosophila subobscura, 1457 nucleotides. RefSeq lists its product as uncharacterized. Lineage: Eukaryota; Metazoa; Arthropoda; Insecta; Diptera; Drosophilidae. Bases 62 to 1348 code for a protein of 428 amino acids. The record is from RefSeq and is a predicted model, not a curated record. The transcript has 3 exons. Gene Ontology annotation, cellular component: nucleus. Gene Ontology annotation, molecular function: sequence-specific DNA binding; zinc ion binding.
ACAUUGUCUAUCGAAAUCACAUUCAUAAUAAACAAAAAUUUAAUACGAAUUUGGAGCCAAAAUGAGGUGCGUAGUGCCAAAAUGCAUAAAUGCCACAGCGGCCGCAAAUAAAAUGCAUGAUAUGUGCUUCUUCAAGUUUCCGAAGAAUGCAGAUUUGGCCAAACGUUGGCUCUCAUUUUGCGGCAACAAGGAUGCCCUGAAAAUGAAGAAUGCCUGUAUUUGCAUUAAUCAUUUCAAAGAAGAGGAUAUCGUGGGAGCUGAACGAUUCAAAUUGGGAUUGGCCAAGAAACGGACCGCGCGGCCAGGCGCAGUGCCGUGCAUAAACCCGGGACGCGACUUCACAAAGGAAAGAGCUGUCAAAGAAGAAACUCAAAUAGGAAAGAGACUGUUGGCCGAGCUUCUGGCGGAUGCCGAUGAAACGGACAUGUCCCUGGAGGACGCUGCACCCGCACCCAGCUAUGAUCAAUAUCAUUCGGGCCCAGCCCACGACAGUCCGACGACUAAUGAGGAAAAUGAAUACCUACAAGCAAUAGCACAUGAAGAUUACCCCGAAGCCGAUGCCGAUGAAGCUGAGGAAACCCAAGAGAUCCUGAUGCAGCUCAAUAAGUGUCGCACUUGCUAUCGGGACUAUGAGUUUGAUGUGAAUGCCGAGGAUCCCUUCGACAAUGCCAACAGCGUUUUGCUGUUUCGCAUUGAAGUUAUUUGCGGUGUUUGGCUUAGCAAUAUAGAGGGCGGACCACGGUUCAUGUGUCCGGACUGUCAGUUGUCCCUAAAGAAUGCAAUCGAGUUCCGUGAGAUGGUCAUAAGCACCGAGGUGAUGCUAACUCAGGGCAUGCCCGUGUGUGAUAAACCAGAUAUCGAAAUAGAGUUGGAAUCCACAGAGGCGGAUCUUAGAGAGUCUCUAACCGAGUGGACAACUGAUUCCGUAACAACUAAAAUAGACGCAGAAGUCGAUGAGGAAGUGGAAGACGAAGAACCACAUUAUGAAGACAUUUAUGAAGCAUCAACUAGCCCCGUGUGUAGUCUAAACUCUAAUAAAAUGGAUCAUGUGGAAAUAAUAGUGCCCAGUGAGGACAACUUUGAGAGAGCAAAUACAAGGAGCGUUGGCCGUGCCUCAAAUAGCCUCAAUGAACUAAUAAGCGAAAUAACAGGUCAAGAUAAAGUCAAACCCGAAAGGUUAAAGACUGCAAUAAAAGCGGCGACACCAGCUAAGGAGCAGCCCAAUCUAAAGAAAAUGAAGAUCGAAGAAAUAAGCCAAGAUAAUGACGAGGAGGAUGAUUAUAAUUCGAAAUUUGUGGCAUUCAGCACAUUUGGGAAGAGAAAUAAGUUCAGAGUAAAGAAAUCUUGACAGAAUACACACAAAGAGGUAGCCAAGAGCUUAGACGCAGUUAAAAAUAAUUAUUAACCAUAAUCGCCUAAUCCUUCAUAAACUUUUUUAUUUGUAAUCAACCCAUUUU